Chrysoperla carnea is the source of this 1458-nucleotide messenger RNA. RefSeq names its product DNA methyltransferase 1-associated protein 1 (gene DMAP1). Gene Ontology annotation, cellular component: NuA4 histone acetyltransferase complex; nucleus; Swr1 complex. The transcript has 8 exons. Gene Ontology annotation, biological process: DNA repair; negative regulation of transcription by RNA polymerase II; chromatin remodeling. The coding region runs from base 142 to 1440 and encodes 432 amino acids. Lineage: Eukaryota; Metazoa; Arthropoda; Insecta; Neuroptera; Chrysopidae. The record is from RefSeq and is a predicted model, not a curated record. Gene Ontology annotation, molecular function: transcription corepressor activity.
AUCAAAAGCAAGCUUUGUAUUGGCUGAAUGGCUUAAAAACUUUAAUAAAAGUGAAAUAUCAAAACAAAAUAAAUAAUGAUUUUGUGAUAUAAGUAUUUAUAAAAAUAUAUAAAAUAAAUAAGGUAGAUUAACUUAAUAAAAAUGGCAGACGUACGAGAUAUUUUAGAAUUAGACAGGGCAACAACUCCUGAAAUAACACGCGACAUAGUGAUGGGUGCCGACAAAUUCAAGAAGGGACCAAGACCUCCCACAGCUAAAGUGACAAAACGUCCUGAAGGAAUGCAUCGUGAAGUCUUUGCUUUAUUAUACAAUGACAAAAAUGAUGCUCCCCCACUUUUGCCAACUGAUACUGGGAAUGGCUAUAAACAAACAAAAGCAAAACUUGGUUUACGAAAAGUACGUCCUUGGGCGUGGACACCUUUUACUAAUCCAGCCAGAACUGACGGAGCUAUAUUUUAUCAUUGGCGAAGAGCCUCUGAUGAACCCAGAGAAUAUCCUUUUGCAAAGUUUAAUAAACAAAUUUCAGUGAUAUCAUAUACAGACACGGAAUAUAAUACCCAUUUACAAUCAGAGACAUGGACACGCGCUGAAACUGAUAUGUUAUUAGAUCUAGCAAAACGUUUUGAUCUUCGUUUUACGAUCAUGUGUGAUAGAUGGAAUCGAGAUAAACCACGAACUGUUGAAGAUAUAAAGGAGCGGUAUUAUGAAAUUUGUGGCAUAUUAGAAAAGGUUCGAGGAGGUAGUAGUGAUAAAAAAAUAUAUGUAUUCGAUGCUGAUCAUGAAAGACGAAGAAAAGAACAGUUAGAUAAACAAUUUAAACGCACUAAUGAACAGAUGGAAGAAGAACAAUCACUCAUUAAUGAAUUGAAGAAAAUUGAGGCACGAAAAAGAGAUCGAGAAAGAAAAACACAAGAUUUACAAAAACUUAUUAGUCAAGCUGAUAGUCAGGGUGAAACACCACGAAAAUCUGAUAAGAAAAUACCGAAAAAGAAAUUACAUCAUCCUACUAGGCCAUCAAGAAUUGAUCCUAGUGCAAUUGAAAUAACUGGUAUUAAAUUUCCUGAUUUUAAAAAUAGUGGAGUAUCAUUAAGAUCACAACGAAUUAAACUACCAGCCAAUAUUGGACAAAAGAAAACAAAAGCGAUUGAACAAAUGCUACAAGAAUUACACAUUGAUCCGAAUCCUAUACCAACUGAAGAUAUUUGUCUUCACUUCAAUGAACUACGAAGUGAUAUUGUACUGAAUUAUGAAUUAAAAAGUGCUUUGGCUACUUGUGAAUUUGAAUUACAAUCAUUGCGGCAUCAAUAUGAAGCUUUAAAUCCUGGAAAAACACUUUCAAUACCUACCUCAAUAUCAACUGGUGCCAACGAUCAAGAAGGAAUUAAACAGGAAAUAAUUGAUGUUGUCGGUUCACCGGGAACUCCAGCUAAUACAACCUAAUAAUUAUUCAUACUUUUC